Molecule: messenger RNA, 267 nt
Organism: Zygotorulaspora mrakii
Lineage: Eukaryota; Fungi; Ascomycota; Saccharomycetes; Saccharomycetales; Saccharomycetaceae
Gene: SEM1
Product: proteasome regulatory particle lid subunit SEM1
Exons: 1
Coding region: 1-267 (88 amino acids)
Biological process (GO): proteasome assembly; mRNA export from nucleus; double-strand break repair via homologous recombination
Cellular component (GO): proteasome complex; proteasome regulatory particle, lid subcomplex
Source: RefSeq, a predicted model, not a curated record
AUGAACGGGGGAGCAAAUGCUGCAAUGGAGAUAAAAAAGGAGUCACUGGCCAGCGUGCCGGGCGUAGAACAAAGCCAAAAAACCCUGGAGGAGGAUGACGAGUUCGAGGACUUUCCACUUGAUACAUGGCCAUCGGAGGAAACACUGAGAGAAACAGCAGGCGCCCAAACGAAUCUUUGGGAAGAAGACUGGGACGACGUGGAAGUUGACGACGGCUUCACGAAAGAGCUCAGGGCGGAACUGGAGAAAAGCAGGACCCAGCAAUGA